Colletotrichum navitas is the source of this 1761-nucleotide messenger RNA. Its product is annotated as ras family protein. Lineage: Eukaryota; Fungi; Ascomycota; Sordariomycetes; Glomerellales; Glomerellaceae. The transcript has 4 exons. Gene Ontology annotation, biological process: vesicle-mediated transport; regulation of endocytosis. Gene Ontology annotation, molecular function: GTPase activity; GTP binding. Bases 413 to 1411 code for a protein of 332 amino acids. The record is from RefSeq and is a predicted model, not a curated record. Gene Ontology annotation, cellular component: recycling endosome; plasma membrane.
AAAGGCAGGUCCAUCCCAUGUGGAAGGAACUUCCCAGGUGCUCGGUCUGCCGUCAUUGUGUUGUCUUGUCGGGCCCCAGAUCCCAGGUCCAAGAACAACACCACCACCACCGUCUCUCUUCAAACCGUGCAGCACGUCAACCGCCCUUGCUUCAACUCGAAACGUACGCUUGUUUUUAUUUUAUUUUAUUGCUCCUGGUCGUUGCGACCUCAACGUCGCCUGCCAGUUCUUCAUUCCUUUCCGCUAUCUCCGCUUAUCAACCAGCCGACUGUACGAUCGAUCCCCUUACCGUCCUCGUCCUUAUCGCUGCCGCGCCGUUGCCCGACUUUUCCGAUUGCACACCGCACCGUACCGCACCGCAUCGCACCACCACCACCAUAUCGCACUGCGGCAAACAUUCCAUACAGCCACGAUGACGAGACCGCGUCGCUCCAGUGCCGCGAGCGAGGACAGCAGCGGACCCGCCGGCGAGGAGCUGGGUAGCAUGUACGACUACCUGGCCAAGAUAAUCUUGCUGGGGCCGAGCGGCACGGGAAAGUCCUGUUUGCUUCACCGCUUCGUCAAGAACGAGUGGAGAGUUUUAUCGUCCCAAACCAUCGGUGUCGAGUUCGCAAGCAAGAUCAUCAAGGUCGGCACCGGUUCCCGGCGGAAACGGAUCAAGCUACAGCUCUGGGACACGGCCGGCACCGAACGAUUCCGCUCCGUUUCCCGAUCCUACUACCGCGGCGCCGCCGGCGCCAUUCUCGUUUAUGACGUCACGAAUCACAGCAGCUUCCGCGGACUACAACCGUUCCUUAAUGACGCCCGCGCCUUGGCAUCUCCCAACUUGUCUUGCCUUCUGGUGGGAAACAAGCUUGAUCUAGCAUCCGAGCUCCUCGUCGACACGAGCCUACCCCCGCCAACGCCGAGCAGUGUCGGUUCCAUGUCAUACUUUGCGAAUGGCUCCGCAGGAUCCGGAGGUACCAUGGUGCCAUCCCUCGGCACGCAACAGAAAGCCAGCGAGGCGCCAGAGGGUCGAGAGGUCAGCAACGUGGACGCAAACAGAUGGGCGGGAACGGUCGGGAUCCCCGUGGUGAUGGAGGCGAGCGCCUUCAAUGGUGAGAAUGUGGACGAGAUCUUUGCGAGGCUUGCGAGGAUGAUUCUCACCAAGAUCGAGUUGGGCGACAUCGACCCGGACGACCCGAUGAGCGGCAUUCAGUACGGCGACGGGUACGGCGGAGGGUGGAAUGCGGGCGCCAGCGACGUGGCAAGCAUCAAGAGCUCCAUGACGGGCGCGACGCUCGACGAGGCUGGUGGACUCCGCAGGCGAAAGGGCAGGCGAAACACGCGCAGCGGCGCGAACUGGGGUUUGCGUGAUUGGGAAGAGGUUUUCACGUUGACGAACCGACGUAGAGGCAACAACUGCUGCUGAAACCACCAGAAGCAGGACGACAAGAAGACUCGGAGGCAGCCUUUGUUUUUUGUUUUUGUUUUCCUCCGAGAGAGCGAGGAUCUGCUGGCUUGAGACAAAGGAUGCUAUUCUUGGGGAAUGGAGUUUUGCAAGGAGUUUUCAUGGGAAGGCCCAUCGCCGGAUCGGGAUACAAGCUGGCGGGGGCCGGGAUGCUGUUUGGAUUUGGUUUACCUGACGAUGGAGGGACCAUGUUCGCUCCACAAGUCGGAGGAAAUAUGGAAGCUGGCGUUCGGGAUAGAUACCUCGUCCCCCACAUCGGGGACGGUCGUACACAUACACAUUCUUACAGCCACAUAUGUUAAUGACAGACC